AUGGAUGAAGGACGUCACCAUGCUAGCCAGAAGGAACUUGGUUUUAGAAAACCCGAGAUCUUCAACGGUUCAGACCGUUCGAAGCUUAGGGAAUUUAUAAACCAAUGCAAGAACUACAUGGCCGGAAAUAGCCAUGUCUACCAGGAGGACAAUCAGAAGAUCGCAUUCGUGCUAUCGCACAUGCAAGGAGGAACAGCAGGAUCAUGGGCACAGAGCUUCAUAGAAACGGAACUCACCAAUGAUGACUUCCUUUCUUAUGGGAGUUGGAGAGACUUCAUUGCAAGUGUGAACAAAGCAUUUGGCGAUGAAAAUAUUGAAGAAACCGCUCGUACCUUGCUGCGUAACAUCAAGCAAGGAACUCGUACUGCGGACGACUACAUUGCCGAAUUCCGAUCGCUUGAAUCCAAGGCGAAAUUAGAAGAUGUCGGAAAUAUCGAGUAUUUCAAGUGGGGACUUAACGACCCACUCCGACAAAGGAUAUAUGGGAUGGAGAGCAUGCCCAAGACACUUGACAAGUGGUACGAAUACGCCUCGCGGUUUGAUAACCAAUGGAGAUCUGCUCAGAUCUUCAAGCGAGGAGCCACUACGACGACGCGAGGAAAGGGCCGAUCUGUCCAUCGUCCCUACUACUCGGCUUCUGCAAGGGAUCCAAACGCGAUGGAUGUUGAUCGUGUCAAUAUCUCGCGCUUAUCCCCGGACGAGCGACAGAAGAGAAUGAAAGAAGGAUUAUGUUUCCUAUGCGGAAAGAAGGGCCAUAUAGCCAACGACAGACAAUUCCACCCCCAGUCUGGAAGUUUCACCCGUGCUAGAAUGAUACAGCCCGGGUUGGACACAGACACGAUCACAUGGAUCAAGAAGAUGCGAGAAGACCUCGCACAGAAGAAGGAGACAUCGAAGGAAGAAACCAGAGAGGAACAGAUCGCCUAUGUGCGAAACGUCUUCAACGACAUGACUGAUGAAGAACGAACCCAAUUGGGUUUUUGA
Sparassis crispa is the source of this 984-nucleotide messenger RNA. RefSeq lists its product as hypothetical. The coding region runs from base 1 to 984 and encodes 327 amino acids. The record is from RefSeq and is a predicted model, not a curated record. Lineage: Eukaryota; Fungi; Basidiomycota; Agaricomycetes; Polyporales; Sparassidaceae. The transcript has a single exon. Gene Ontology annotation, molecular function: zinc ion binding; nucleic acid binding.